AAGUCCUUAACCACCAUCGCAAACACCCAAAAGCGUCGUCACGUCAAGUGUGCGCGUGUCAAAUGACAAACAACAAUUGUCAAAAUUGAGGACUACCUGUUGUCCUAGCGUGAGGUACUUUUUGUAAGUUUGGUGUGUAAAUUUGAACUUUUGGAAAAUUCGAAUCCAGGUGUGAUUAUCUUCUAAAGAUGCCGCGAGCUUUUCUGAUGAGUCAUCGGAGGUAUAAUUAUGAAGAAGAUGUACAAAAAGGACAAAGUCCAGAGCACAAUGUCAGUACUGCCGAACCGAUGACCGAUAUACAUUCAACAGAAAACAGUUCAGAAUGUCCAGAUGAAUUGUACAAUUUAACGAAAUUGGCCGAGGUGGCGGUGGCUACUGGUCAGAUACUCGAACAAAGAAGACUCAAUCCCCCUUCUGGUGCCGAAGAUGAAUCACCAUCCUAUGUAUACACACAUAAAUUAUUUGAUAAAUCUUCAAGAAUACCAAGACCACAUUUACCUAAGAAUCAAGAAGAAUCCGCCCCAACAAUAUUCGAUCUUUCUUCCAAACCUCAACAGUACGACAGUCCUGUUUCUACUGAAACUCCACCACCUUCAGUAUCAUAUUCUUCAACUUCCUCUACUUCUUCGACAGACCACCACGAACACGAGUGUGCAGAAUGCGGUAAAAAAUAUAGCACCUCGAGUAAUUUAGCGAGGCAUCGACAGACCCAUAGGAGUCCGGCCGAUAAAAAAGCACGCAGGUGUCCACAUUGUGAUAAAAUUUAUGUCAGUAUGCCCGCUUUUUCCAUGCACGUCAGAACUCAUAACCAAGGAUGUAAGUGCCAGUACUGUGGAAAAUGUUUCUCGAGACCUUGGUUACUACAAGGACAUAUUCGAACCCAUACAGGUGAGAAGCCGUUUAAAUGUACUAUUUGCAACAAGGCGUUCGCAGACAAAUCUAAUCUAAGGGCUCACAUCCAAACUCAUUCCAAUACCAAACCUCACAUUUGCGGACGAUGCGGUAAAGCCUUCGCUCUAAAAUCCUACCUUUACAAACACGAAGAAUCAUCUUGUAUGAGGGUUAAUGGAGUUCGACACAAUUCGAGAGAAGCUACACCAGAUAAAAAUGUUGCUGCUUCCCCAACGCCCGUAAUAGUUUCUCUAACGCAAAGAAUUUCCGAUUCCGUUAUCAAAGGGACUGAUAAUAUUAUACGUUCACCGAUGUUAUACAGGUCAACGGUAAUAUCUCCGAAUCCGGAACGGAUCCUAUACUCUACAAUCAAGCACCCUUCGGUUAUUUUGAAUACAACAAGGUUUGGGGCAAAUUUAGGUCUUCAAGAUCAACCAAUGGACUUUUCGGCGUCAUCCAACAAAGAUAAAUCUUUCGGAUCGAGCGGUGACAGAGCAAGUUACGCGUUAGGUCUAGCGAUUGCUGUUUAAAUUAAUUUUUCGUUCAAUUCCUUUUUGUUUUUGAGGGACCAUAGAUAUUCCAGUGAAAUAUAUAUCUACACUAGCUAUAAUCGACCAAAAAUGUUUGUAUUUUUGGAUAAUUUUAAUAUGUUUGCAAUAAAAUUGUAAUUUUGUGUGAGUCAGAUUUGUAAAUGGUGACUGUUUACCGGGUUACCGAAUACGAGACGUGAGUGGCUUAAAUUAAGACAUUUAUUUAGGUAGUUUCGACAUGACAGUGACCAAUAUAAAAAUUUCUUUAAACAAAGUUUAAAGUUCAAGGUUCUACGUUAAGGAGUUCACCAAAAAAAGCAUAUUUUGGAAAUCAAAUAAGAAGUUAUUGAAUCAAAUAUUGAUUAAGAAAAGUUUCUUUUACAUUUUAACAUCUCAAGUAUUAUUUUCACUAUCUUUUCUUGUCAAUUUUCACAUCAUAUUUUGUACAGAAUAGAGAUACAGAUAAACAAACUCUUUUAUUGCUUAUUUGGCCGUUCGAUACCAAUUCAUUUGUGAUGAAUAUAGAAACAGAUAAUCAACAAUUCAUAUAAAGUGCUACUAGUUCAUUGAAAAAAUACAUUUCACCCCUUUCGUUUCUCAGAGCAGGCAAUUUUAUUGUUGAGAUGCACGAGAGGGUGAACUAAGAGCUUAACUCUAAGUUUAAGGGGUUGAAAUUCUCCUCUCGUGGUUGCAAUCUUUCCUUAACUAUCGAACCCCCUGAAAAAUUUCUCAACAAUAUCUUUAUAUAAAUUUUUAUUUUAUCAUUCUACAAAAGAAUGACUUCUGAAAAAUUUUGUAUAUUGUGGUUCAACGAAUAUUUUUACUACGAUUUUUCUCGUUUUUAUGCAUUCAUGAUGGUUUUAGAGCUCUCCAAAGUAGACCGUAUUUAUCAAUAUUCAUAACAAUCCAGUGUGAUGGUUAGUUAUAGAGAUAUAGCUUAAAAUGUGUUUACACCCAUUUUUCCAAGAUAACGACCGCGAGACAAGGGUUGCAGUCCCACAAACUUGCUCAUAGGCACUCCCCCAACACAUCCCAAUAAUAAAAUUACGUCCUACUAAAAACGCAAGGUAAUGCCUAAAUAAUAUUUCAAUCGACUACAGAGAGAACUCAGUGGAACUAUAGUGGAAAAGAAACGUAAGUUUAGUAGUAGAUUUAUUUAUUUAGUAGUUCAAUAUUUUAUUUUAUACAUGAGCUGAAUGUAAAUCGUUUCCCACACAUUAAUUAGGCAUGUACCAAUUCUGUUACUUAGUUUCUUUACUUUUUGAAAUGCUCUUUCGAGCUGUGAAGGCGAGGCAGUGUAAAGAUACCUUUUUGACCAAUUUCUGCAACCUAAUCCACUUCGGAGCAAAAUUUAUGGUUUCGAAUCACUCAAAUAUCGUUUGCAGUUGAAUAACUAGGCACAAAAUUAUUUUAUCAGCUUUAAAAUGUGCUCAUGAGAAAACUCAUUUCGUACAGAUCUUCCUGUAACCAAAAUAUCACUCAUAGUGCCUAGUCAUAUGCCUAGAGCUUCUUAUAGCUAUAGUUUUGUUAUGUUGCCGAGUAUUGAUGUAUUUUUGGAAUUUUCUCAUUGUGGAUUGCCUCUAAUGCAGCAGAUACAUUCAUUAAAUAUCCUUUGGUUGAAGACUCCCAAGAAUAUCUUUGUCUGACUCAACUUCUGUAUAUUAGGCCAGGAACUUAUUUGUUUCUUAUCGAUCCUCAGAACUCUAAUGGCUGCUGGACGAGAUGAUAUCCUCCUCUUUACGAUAAUUCCUUUCAAAAUCAAUCAAAUUACAAAAACGAUAUAUGGGAACGAGUUAACAUGUACUCAUAAAGAGGAAAUUGAAACGAUUAAUCUAAUAGCACUAGCCCUCAUUGAACGAAAGAAUUUAGAAAAACCGGUAACCUAAUGUUAGAUACUCACUAAUGUUUUUUUAUGAUUAUAAUUUUGAAAAUUCUACCGUGAAUUUUAUGUGCCAAUAUUUAAAAUAUGUACAUAGUUAGAGCUGUUUUAAGUGGUGCUACUUUUGUUAUUUUGCCCUUUUUGGCAGCUGUACUUAAUUUUUUACUUUAACAUUAUUUCAAUAGUUUUAAUGUGAAAUAUUGAGAUAGUUUCUUAGUUUGGAAAACCUGAGCAAUAUAAUCCAAAAAAAAUUUAUAAAAAAAUGCGCAAACUAUUCUGCGAAUUUCUGAAAUAGAUCAGUUUUUAUAUAAAAUCAUUCAUGUCUUUCUUCAACAAAUAAUUAGUAAUAAAAAUGUCAAAUAAAAAGAGAGAAUAAACUUCAAUUUCUAGAAAAUAGGAUAUUGAAACUUCAGACGAAUGAUUUUAUUAAAAAAAUGUAUUCCAAGUUUGAUCUGUUCCAGGACGUUUUCUUUUGAAUAACCUCGAGGAAAAUGAAUUCAUUUACUAUUUUAAACCCUUAUUGCGUGGCAAUUUUUUGAAAUUGACAUUUAUUUAUAAUUAUUUAUAUUCAUUAUAACAUUAUUUAUUUGUGUAUUUUUUUUUAAAUUUGUAGACAAUUCAUCAUUAGAAGUUCUCGAAAUCUUUUAAAUAACUUGUAUUUAAAGCAAUUAAUUAACUCACCUUCCAAUAAAUACCUGCACGUCAUCACAAAAAAAAUCUAGAGAAAAAUUAUUGAUGGAUUCAAAUCUGGUGAUAAAAGAGGCGUGGGUUGAAGAGGCUGGAUAUUGUAGUUUAAAAUCAAUUUGUCAAUAAGCGUAUCAGCUUGAUAAAUUUUCAAUUUAACUAGCGCUCUGUAACGAGUCUUGAGCUCUAGCAAACAAUUUUACUUAUAAUUUCUUAAAAAAAAAUACAAUUACACUAUAAUAUGAUGAAUUCUCUACAAAAAUAUUAUAUUUUGAUCAAGUUAUUUAUAUUUUUCGUAAUACUAUUAGCCGAUAAUCGUUUUUUACCGAAAUAUACGCGAAAAAAUGUCUGGAAUCAUGUUGAAAAUAUGUACCGGGCAUAUUCAGCGGUAGACGAGAGUGAAACUAGUCUUUUGAGCGUUUUCACUAAAAAACUUUUAGGGUUCAGUGGAAGCGCGUUAAGUCACUAAAAGUUAAGUUUAUUAUUAAUUUAUUUUUUUUUUCAUCUAACCGAACAGAAAUAACUGAAACAAUAAUUUUAGAGUUUAGUUGUCGAAAGUCGUUCAAAUUUUUCAAUUAUUUCAAGGUUUUCAAUACAAAUGAUGAAGAUAUGAUUAUAAUAAGUUAACGAAGGUGUAUCUUGUUUAAUAAUUUAAUGUUUGAAGAUGAUUUCAUGCAAUUGUUGGCCGCGGCUCCGCUUUAGAUAGCUCAUGCGCAAGGUAAACUCUCUUCAACAUAUCGGCCAGUAUUUCUCGAAUAAAUGCUUUAAUAUUGGCUUCCAGUGCGUCACUCGUUUCCGGUUUAUCCCUGUAGACAUUAGCCCCAACAUGUCCCCACAAGAAACAGUCUAAUGGCGUUAAAUCACACGAUCUAGGCAGCCGAUUGACCGGCCCCAAACGUGAGAUGAACUGUUCACCGACGACGAAUGUUACGCGUGCCGUUUGGCAUGUGGCACCGUCUUGUUGAAACCACAUGUCAGGCAUGUCCAAUUCUUCCAUUUUGGGCAAAAAAAAUCGUCAAUCAUCACACGGUAGCGCUCGCUAUUCACAGUAACGCUCCGGCCAUCGUCGGUUUUGAAGAAGUACGGCCCGAUGAUGCCACCGUCCCAUAAUCCACACGAAACAGUGACUUUUUCGGAAUGUAGGUUUUUACGCAUCUAGCAAAGUUUGUGAACACUCUAGCCGCUUAAUUAUCUUUCAACUUUUCCAUGCGUCUACCUCUUCGUGCUGUGUUUGUUUUUCAUCAUUAUUGUAAACGAUCUAAUGUUUUGUUGUCAACAGAUCCACUCCAAUUUUUGCUGAUUUGAUUCUACUUGUUGUAUGUUCUACGUAAAUUGUAACUUUAAUGUUUCCGUACAGGUUUUCACACUUCAUAAUGCGAAUUUCAUCUCCCUACUUCACUAUUUGUAAUCCGGGCUGGUGGUCAAAAUUAUUUUCCGGCAAUUUAUGGUUUUUAUUGCCAUAAAGAAAUAGAAAAAAAUUUGAACGAUCUUUUAUUUGUAUCGGCUAAUGAUAUAAAAUGCCUAGUCAUUAUUUUUUAGUUGAAAUCACCAAGUGAUGAUUAUUUUAAUUUUGCUAAUUUAUUUCUAGUUUGAGGCCGAAUGUUGCAAUAUUAAUUUUAAGAAGUUUAUAUGUGUGAAAAAUGUAUUAUUAGAUUAGAUUUUUGGGCGUUAUCAUGUCUGAUUAUAUUUGUAUUCAUUCCUAUUUUUGAUCUUAUGGUGUUUCAUGUUGUAGAUUUAAUCUCAGA
Messenger RNA from Diorhabda sublineata, 5729 nucleotides. RefSeq names its product protein snail homolog Sna-like. The coding region runs from base 189 to 1421 and encodes 410 amino acids. Gene Ontology annotation, molecular function: DNA-binding transcription factor activity, RNA polymerase II-specific; RNA polymerase II cis-regulatory region sequence-specific DNA binding. Gene Ontology annotation, biological process: regulation of DNA-templated transcription. The record is from RefSeq and is a predicted model, not a curated record. Lineage: Eukaryota; Metazoa; Arthropoda; Insecta; Coleoptera; Chrysomelidae. The transcript has 5 exons.